Messenger RNA from Arabidopsis arenosa, 1455 nucleotides. The record is from the annotation of a GenBank genome assembly. Lineage: Eukaryota; Viridiplantae; Streptophyta; Magnoliopsida; Brassicales; Brassicaceae.
CAAGAAUCUCUGUGUGAGAAACAUCAAGAAACUUCAAGAUUCAAGGACUUGGAUCCGAGCCAUGGCGGGAUUCACCAUGAGCUUGAACUUGCUUCUACUAGUAGCAAUGGUAGCUACAAACAUCCUCUCACUCUACCACCUCUCCUCCACCACAAAUUUCUUCCAAUCCACCGUCAAAUCCACACAAUCCUCUGUUCCCACAGUUCCCGAUCACCUCCUCCGUCAGCUCCACACAAUCCGCGCCGCUAUUAACCACCUCACCACUCACCAACCAGACAAAUCAACUUCAACUGUAACCUCACGCGCCGCCGUAUCCUCCUCCUCCUCCUCCUCCUCCUCCUCCUCCUCCACCGCACCGAAAGAGCUUCUAAUCUACUCAAAGCUCUCACCUAUAGCUUCAGCUUGUCAUAAUUACCCUGACCUUCUUCAUGAGUAUAUGAACUACACUCCUUUCUCUCUUUGUCCUUCCGAUACCGAUCUCGUCGAGAAACUUAUCCUCCGUGGCUGCCACCCACUUCCUCGCCGUCGUUGCUUCUCACGAACGCCGCGAAAUCCUUCAGAUUCGAAACCUGAAUCGAAUGUUAUCUGGUCUUACUACUCUUGCAAAAGCUUUGAUUGUUUGAUAACUAAAUUCCCCGAUCUAGGGUUUGAUCUCUCCUUAGAGAAAUCCAAAUCUCAGUUCUCUGCUUACAAAUCCGAGCUUGAUUUACCGAUCUCGCAGCUUCUCCAGAUCGCUAAAUCAGCUAAUUCUGUUCUCCGUCUUGGAAUCGAUGUCGGUGGUGGUACUGGAUCUUUCGCUGCAGCGAUGAAGGCUCGUAAUGUUACGGUUUUGACCACGACGAUGAAUUUUAAUGCGCCGUAUAGUGAAGCGGUGACGAUGAGAGGGCUUGUGCCGCUUCAUGUGCCGCUUCAGCAGAGGCUUCCGGUGUUUGAUGGUGUGGUGGAUUUGGUUCGGUGUGGAAGAGCGGUGAAUCGGUGGAUUCCGGUGACUGUGAUGGAGUUUUUCUUCUUUGAUUUGGAUCGGAUUCUUCGUGGCGGUGGUUAUCUUUGGUUGGAUCGGUUCUUUAGUAAAAAAGUUGAUCUUGACAAUGUUUAUGCGCCGAUGAUCGGGAAAUUGGGUUAUAAGAAGGUGAAAUGGGCGGUGGCUAACAAAGUGGAUUCGAAACAUGGUGAAGUUUUCUUGACGGCUCUGCUUCAAAAACCUGUUGCAAGAUGAUUAAUCUUUUUUGAGGGCUAUUUCCUCGAGUUUGUAGCAAACAGCUUACUGUUGUUGAAGAUUUGGAAGGCAAGAUUCUUCGACGGUUUCAGACAUAGCUUUUUCCAGCUGUAAGCACACAAGCAAUCAUGUUAUUUCUGCGAAACAAGAACUAUAGGGAAUUGUAAGCCAAGAUUUCGUCUGUUGUUGUUAGAGAGAGACUGAUUAAUUGGUGGUAUACAUAAAUUAUGGACUCUUCG